CUUGAAUCAAUACUUUGUGAUUUUGUUACUACAAACCGGACAUCGGUACAAGUCGAGCUUUCGAAGUCAUCGAGAAGCUGCGUCUCCGCUGUUGAUUGGGACUAGAGACUAGGACCAGAUGGCCAAGAAGUCUGCUAACCCCGUUGAUGCCUUCCGCAAGGCUCAGCGAGCCAAGGAGCUCAAGAAGAACAAGGAGAUCAGAAAAAAGUCUCGAGAGUCGCAAGCGGUAAAACAAGAUACCAGAGAGCUCGAGUCCGAGAUCAAGCAGCUUAAAAGCAAACUCGGCGCGAACGCCCAGACUCGUCUAGCGGACCUCGAGAAGGAAUUGGCCAAGAUCAACAAAAUCAAAGAAAACUACGUUGCAGAGCACCCCGAAGCGAGAGAUAGAGUCUUCAGAACACACGAGAGGAGUGCGCCGAAAAGAGAUGAAGCUACCCAGGAGGUACACAAUGAGCUAUACGAUGAUAGUGGGAGACUUAGGGAUCCAACGCGGAGUAUAUAUUACGAUCCGGUCUACAACCCUUUUGGCGUUCCUCCGCCGGGAAUGGCAUACAAGGAGAGAACACCGGAGAUAGGAGCUGACGACAGCGAGGACGACAGCGAAGAAGAGGAUAGUGACGAUGAGAUUGUGCUCCCUGCUGGACCUCCUCCUGGCCAAGAUGAUUCUGAUUCUGACGAUUCUGACGACAUUCCACUUCCUUCGGGUCCACCUCCACCAAGAGUCAACGCUCCUGGUCUGCCAUCUCAGCUUCCGAUACCCUUCGCUGGCCCACCGAUAUCCAUGGGUUUCGGGGUUUCUCCUCCAUUCCCACCUCAGACCGGUUUCAGACCUGAACCACCUGCUCCUUCCUUCCCUCACAACGCUCGACACCGACCUCCUCCGAAUGUCCAAGAUCCUCUAUCUGAUGGUCCUACUCAAACCUAUCAAGGCUACAGAAUGGCCAAGCAUGACCUCCCUGCUCGACCUUCUGAUCCGGCCGGCCCCAGUUCUAGCUCUGCAGGGAUCAUAAGCUCGGCCCCGCAGAUCAACAUUGCCGCAGCUGGCCAAAGCAAGGAAUCAGCCUCUGCCAACGCAGGAUCAGGGGAAAUCUCUGCCGCUCCUGUCAUGCGGGACCUGCGCAAGGAAGCGACUGCCUUUGUGCCUCGUGGAGUCAAAAGGAAGAAAGAAAUUGGAGGGAUGACGGUCAAUGCUGCUCCCGGAAGCGGGAUGUUGGAUGCGGACGGCGAUGAGAUUCGAGUCAAAAGAGAAGAAGUUGGCGGCGGGCUAUUGGGCAAGCUUAAGGGUGUUCUGUCAAAUGGUCAGCAGAGUUCAGUAUCUCCCCCGAAGAGCAAAACCAAUGCUCGGGUCGACGACGAUUAUCAAAAGUUCUUGGAUGGUUUGGGAGAUCUAAAGUAGCUCCUGUAUCUGUUGUAUCACGCACGACCUGCAUGUCGCCUCCGCUGAUUUCGCGUGGCCUCAAUCAUAUUUUCCGAAUUCCGU
Messenger RNA from Kockovaella imperatae, 1480 nucleotides. RefSeq lists its product as hypothetical. The transcript is spliced from 6 exons. Gene Ontology annotation, biological process: RNA processing. The record is from RefSeq and is a predicted model, not a curated record. The coding region runs from base 119 to 1396 and encodes 425 amino acids. Lineage: Eukaryota; Fungi; Basidiomycota; Tremellomycetes; Tremellales; Cuniculitremaceae.